This is a messenger RNA of Paramecium octaurelia, 1023 nucleotides long. NCBI's taxonomy places the organism in Eukaryota, Ciliophora, Oligohymenophorea, Peniculida, Parameciidae. The record is from the annotation of a GenBank genome assembly.
AUGAAUUGUUUUGAUUCAUAUUGUCGUCAAAUUAUUAGGCCCCCUCGCAGACAAUAUAUGAUCAGUGAUCUAGGUAACAUGCAUUUACUAUAUACAAAAGGACCAAAAAUAAGAUUUCUUCAAACUAAGGCGAUAGUAAGAGUAGAUUUUGUAUUUGAAUCCAGAAACAUACAAUUGAACGCUAGUUAUUUUUUGACGAAAUCAAAAAACCAUAGGUGCAUGAUUUACUUACAUGGAAAUGCAAGUUGCAGGUUGGAAGGCAUCAGGUAUGCUGAGGUCUUGGCUUCAUGGGAUAUAAAUUUAUGUGUUUUAGAUUUUGCUGCUUGUGGCAUGUCCAAGGGAGAUUUCAUUACCAUGGGAGUUUACGAGAGUCAAGAUGUGAUUGAAUUGAUGAAAUACAUAGAGAAUAAUUUUGGGAAAGUCGACGAAUUCAUGCUCUGGGGUCGCAGUAUGGGAGCAGUUACUGCACUUCUCUUAACUGAAAAUUCCAAAAUUAGAACUUACAUCGUCGACAGUGCUUUUUCUGAAUUUCGAUAAUUGCUGUAAGACAUUGGGAACAGACAAUUUGGAGUCUUCUCCUUCGUAUUAUAUCUUGCCAUCCCAAUACUGAGGAGGAAAAUAAUGAAUCAGGCCCAAUUUGACAUCAAUCUCCUUAAGCCAAUUGACAAGUUGAAAUAAGUCAUUCCUAACAAAAAGUUCUUUUUUGUGGCAGGGAAAUCUGACAAUCUCAUUUCCUAUCAAUACACCCUUAAAUUGUACGAGAAUUGCUAGAUGCCUAAGAAAUUGGACAUCUGUGAAGGAGAUCAUAAUUCCAAUAGGCCAUCCACCACCUUACAAAGGAUUAUAGAAUUUAUAAAUGAGGCUUGCGAAUUUAAAUACAACCAAGAAUAUUAAAUCAGAACAGAAGCUUAUUUUAAGUUCCAAAAUCAACACUCCUCCGAAGAAGAGGAAGAUUCAAAACUACAAAUUGUACUAUCGGAAAUUAAGACUCCUUAAACAAAAUAAUAAUUUAUCAGCAACUGA